AUGCAUAUCCUCCUGAGCAAAAAAAUAGCACGUUUUCUAUUGAUAUCGGUCGUUUUCGUGUUUGCACUAAUGGUGACUUUGAAUCACCCGAAAACAAAGCAGAUGUCUGAACAGUAUUUGACGCCAUAUCUUCCGUCAUCGCUGUACCCUAUCGCAAAGGUUAGUGUGGAGGAACAAAGACGUAUACAGCAGGAAGAAGAAGAAGCCGAAAUUAAGCAAUCUCUAGAGGAAGCAGCUAUUAGAAAUGCCACUAACAGUGCCAUUAAGGAAAAAAUCAAAUCAUAUGGAGGUAAUGAAACAACGCUAGGGUACAUGGUUCCAUCAUAUAUCAACCACAGAGGGUCGCCACCAAAAGCUUGUUUUGUCUCAUUAAUCACAGAACAGGAUUCCAUGACCCAAAUUCUACUGUCCAUUGAUGAAGUGCAAGGCAAGUUCAAUAAGGAUUUUGCGUACCCGUGGGUUUUCAUUAGUCAGGGAAAGAUUGACGAUACGAAGAAAGAAAUGAUUUACCAGGCCAUGACCGAUUCCAUGAAUGGUAAUUCUGAAGUGAUCGACAUUAAAUUUGCAGAAAUUCCUGAGGAUGAAUGGACGUACCCUGAGUGGAUUGAUCAGAAUAAAGCGGCAGACUCACUAAUUGCACUAGUAAACAUCCCAGAUGGUGACUCUAGAGCCGUUAGAUAUAAAGCAAGAUAUUUAGCCGGGUUUUUCUGGAGACAUCCCAUUUUGGACGAGUUUGAUUGGUAUUGGAGAGUGGAUCCUGGUAUCAAGUUGUAUUGUGAUAUCGGGUAUGAUUUAUUCAGAUGGAUGCAGGAUUCUGGGAAAGUAUUCGGGUUCACAUUGAGCAGGAGUGAGGCUAAGGAAGCCAACGACAAGAUCUGGGAUACUACAAAGAAAUUUGGUAAAGAUUUCCCCAAGUUUAUAUCAGAAAAUAAUUUCAAAGCCUUCAUUACCGAAAAGGACUCUGACAAUUUCAACAAUUGUGAAUUUACGUCAAAUUUUGAAAUUGGAAAUUUGAACUUUUAUAGAUCACCUGCGUAUAAAAAAUUUUUCGAAUAUAUUGACAAAGAAGGUGGUAUAUUUUACUGGAAAUGGACGGAAUCUAUUAUUCAUACAAUUGGGUUAUCGAUGUUGUUGCCAAAGGAUAAGAUUCAUUUCUUCGAGAAUAUCGGAUUUCAUUAUGGAAAGUAUGACAAUUGCCCCAUGAACGAUGACAUUUGGGAGCAAUAUAAAUGUAAUUGUGAUCAAGGUAAUGAUUUUACCUUUAAAAAGGAGUCAUGUGGUGGACACUACUUUGAUAUUUUGAAGAGGGAUAAACCUGAAGGAUGGGAUCAUGUAUCAUAG
Saccharomyces eubayanus is the source of this 1341-nucleotide messenger RNA. It is a transcript of the gene KTR6, whose product is annotated as putative mannosyltransferase. Gene Ontology annotation, cellular component: membrane; Golgi apparatus. The transcript has a single exon. Lineage: Eukaryota; Fungi; Ascomycota; Saccharomycetes; Saccharomycetales; Saccharomycetaceae. Gene Ontology annotation, molecular function: alpha-1,2-mannosyltransferase activity. The coding region runs from base 1 to 1341 and encodes 446 amino acids. The record is from RefSeq and is a predicted model, not a curated record. Gene Ontology annotation, biological process: protein N-linked glycosylation; cell wall mannoprotein biosynthetic process; protein O-linked glycosylation.